Molecule: messenger RNA, 529 nt
Organism: Indicator indicator
Lineage: Eukaryota; Metazoa; Chordata; Aves; Piciformes; Indicatoridae
Gene: NDUFA12
Product: NADH:ubiquinone oxidoreductase subunit A12
Exons: 4
Coding region: 7-447 (146 amino acids)
Biological process (GO): mitochondrial respiratory chain complex I assembly; response to oxidative stress
Cellular component (GO): membrane
Source: RefSeq, a predicted model, not a curated record
CCCAAGAUGGCGGAGUACGUGCAGGUGCUGAGGCGAGCGCUGAAGCACCUCGGCGGGCACGGCGGCGUCCGCGGCGCCCUGCUGCAGCUGCUGAGGGUGAAUGAUUUGAAGACUGGCACGCUGGUAGGAACUGACAAGUAUGGGAACAAGUACUACGAAGACAAAAGAAACUUCUUUGGUCGGCACAGGUGGGUCAUCUACACCGAGGAAAUGAAUGGCAAAGACACCUUCUGGGAGGUUGAUGGAAGUAUGGUGCCCCCUGAAUGGCACCGCUGGCUUCACUCCAUGACAGACGACCCUCCCACCACUCACCCACCAGUUGCUCGUAAGUUCAUCUGGGAGAACCACAAAUUCAACCUGAGUGGCACUCCUGGGCAGUAUGUUCCUUACUCCACCACCCGCAAGAAGAUACAGGAGUGGGUCCCACCCAUGGCAGCCAGCAAGUGACAGCAGCAACAGGGACUGGCCUCAGCCUGGCAGGCACUGCAUGUCCUGUUUGCACUGCUUGGGAGCCAAAUAAAAGCCUCUA